ACUUCAAAAGAAUUUGAUGCAUUUGGCUGCAAUCGCUGAUUCCCAACCGCAGACACCAGCAAUGCCUCCCCAGAUGUCUCCACAUCCAGCAAUGCAACAAGGAGGGUUUUAUGCGCAGCAUCCUCGAGCCGCAACCAUAGCUCAGCAGCCAGGUAUCUUCCUCCCAAGAGCACCCUUAAAGUUCAACAAUCCACAUCCAAUUCAAGAUCAACAGCAGCUUCUAACCCAACAAGCCAUGCAAGCGCAAAUGGUUUUACGGCCUCGUGGUGCCAGCAAUGGUGCACAACCCACACACAAUGACAGCACUCUCGGAGGAGGCAGCAACGGUAUUCCCACUUCAAAUGAUGUGCAAGGAGUAAACCAAGAUAAACCCGAGUGUCAGGCCUCUGGUGCUAAUGCUGGCGGAGAUGGAGAUGAAGCAAAAUAAUGACCUCGUGAAAAUUGUGAACUGGUUGUUUAUAGAAGAUUUAAUGUUGUGGAGCAAGUGUCUUCUGGCCUUUAUAUAGUUCAACUAGGAACCGAGGAUCCGCGUCACCUCUUAUAGGAGGCGUAUGGGUAGGGUGGUUGUAACGAGUUUCAACUUGUCUUACUUCUUAGUUAAGCCUCCAGUAUGGAGAAAGCAUUUGUCUCAGCUUUGAUGCUUAUUGUUCUAUAAUAAUGUAAGUUCGAUUCCAUAAAAUUUGUGUCUGAUUUAAUCAUCAAUAUCGACAAUUUUGAUCA
Olea europaea var. sylvestris is the source of this 720-nucleotide messenger RNA. RefSeq names its product GRF1-interacting factor 3-like. Lineage: Eukaryota; Viridiplantae; Streptophyta; Magnoliopsida; Lamiales; Oleaceae. The record is from RefSeq and is a predicted model, not a curated record. The transcript is spliced from 2 exons. Bases 17 to 427 code for a protein of 136 amino acids.